This is a messenger RNA of Eleginops maclovinus (Patagonian blennie), 5292 nucleotides long. It is a transcript of the gene st8sia1, whose product is annotated as ST8 alpha-N-acetyl-neuraminide alpha-2,8-sialyltransferase 1. Gene Ontology annotation, molecular function: alpha-N-acetylneuraminate alpha-2,8-sialyltransferase activity. The record is from RefSeq and is a predicted model, not a curated record. The transcript is spliced from 5 exons. The coding region runs from base 526 to 1572 and encodes 348 amino acids. NCBI's taxonomy places the organism in Eukaryota, Metazoa, Chordata, Actinopteri, Perciformes, Eleginopidae. Gene Ontology annotation, biological process: oligosaccharide metabolic process; N-glycan processing.
CUCAGUAGAAGGGGGUGUUGACAGGAGACCGAGGGGGAGGUGAAGGUGGACUAAAUUGGACUGGCCCGGUUCAAUUUGCACCGUAGAGCCCGAAGCAGUAAGAGGACAGCGUAGGCCAUAGAGGACCGAAGGGCGGGAGAAAAGGGGAUCAACGUGGACCAGAACAUCGGGGAACCCCUCUUUCGGAUUGGGAUACGGAGGGACACCGGGGCGGGGAGGAGGCCCGCAUGAUUCCUCACAAGCAGGCUGUAAUGAUGGUGGUGAUGCACCGGGAGCAGAGCGGAGGAUUCCUGCAGAGCCCGACACACUGCACCACAACCCCGCACCCGAGUGUGAGCUGCUGCAGGGUCAGGCGCUUCUGUUUCUCCCCAUCUGAGCCCCACCAACAAAAACACGGAUUUUCAGACACAAGCUUGACACACGCAACCGGGUAAAAACCUACCGUACAAGAUCAAUUUAUUCUUCAACAGUGUCUCUGGCGGAGAGAACCUUAAGAGGAACCUUUACCGUACCGAUUUGAAGUGCAUGCACCGGUUGUUUUGCGCCAAGACUACAAGGGGAAAAAUGUUGGUGCGAUGCUACAGAGGCAAGCUCUCGGUGUGGGCCGCCCUGUGCGUGCUGGUGCUCUGCUGGUUCUACAUUUUUCCCGUCUACAGACUCCCCCGCGAUAAGGACAUAGUGGAGGAGGUGCUGGGGCAGGGGGAGGCAUGGCAGAAGAACCAGACGGGCAUCGAUCUGUACAGGAAGUUGCUGACGGAGUGCUGCGAGCCACGGAAGAUGUUUGCAGUGACCAAGGAGAACUCGCCGAUGGGCAAGGUCCUGUGGUACGACGGAGAGUUCUACCACUCCCGCACUGUCAACAAUGAGACCUACCCCCUUUUUGUGCAGGAGAACCCUCUGCAGCUGCCCCUGAAGAAGUGCGCGGUGGUGGGCAAUGGCGGCAUUCUCAGGCACAGCAAAUGUGGACGAGACAUUGACCAGGCCGACUUCGUCCUGCGGUGCAACCUUCCGCCGCUUUCAAAGGAUUAUGUGGAGGAUGUGGGAACCAAAACGAACCUGGUCACUGCCAACCCCAGCAUCAUAGAGAAAAGAUUCCAGAACCUCCUGUGGUCCAGGAAAGCUUUCGUGGACAGUAUGAAGGUCUACGGAUCCAGCUACAUCUACAUGCCAGCGUUCUCCAUGAAGCCUGGCACCGACCCGUCACUGCGGGCCUACUACGCCCUGGCCGACAGCUCCUCCAACCUCACCAUGCUCUUUGCAAACCCAGAAUUCCUGCUCUCGGUUGGUAAAUUCUGGAAAGGCCGCGGGGUGCACGCCAAGCGCCUCUCCACGGGGCUCUUCCUGGUCAGCCUGGCUCUGGGGCUGUGUGAGGAGGUGACAGCCUACGGAUUCUGGCCAUUCUCUGUCGGCCUGGACGAGCAGCCAGUCAGCCACCACUACUACGACAACAUCCUGCCCUAUAAGUGGUUCCAUGCCAUGCCUGAGGAGUUUGUCCAGCUCUGGCAGUUGCACAAAAGUGGCACGUUGCGCAUGAGAGUGGGAUGCUGCCCCCCUAAGGAAGGUGGGAGUUAGAGCUUCCUGAUGAAGCGAUAGCGGUCAGUUCAGUGGGCUACUGGAAGCAGAUGAGGAUUGUGAGGCUGCAGGAAGUUGGCGAACAUAUUUCCUUAGAGGAACCUCGGCACUUCAUUUCUUUCCAUAUACACUCCUGCCGCCCCCCACCAGAGCUAAUCCCUAAUUAUCAUAAGAAUGUCCUCCACCCAAACCAGCGGCAUCUGGGACACAAUAAAACCAGACACAUGCAGCCAAACGCACACAUUCCCAAACUUGCCAUAUCUCCUCUCAUUUUUGAUAUUGUGCGUGUUCAUGGUAUGUCUCGGAAAGCCUUAGCUGGUAAAGUGUGUGGGGUUGGAUAGGUGGGGGAUGUUUUUAGUUGUUUUUUUUUGUAUGCUGACUACUGUAUCUGAAUGACAUGUGUGGCAGCUCGACCAAACACCCCCUCUGGAUCUUUUCAAAUAGACACAAGGAGCGGAGGACCAGGGGGGGGAUAAUAAAAGGCACUGAAAGACAGGCCAAAUGCGAACAAGGGAGAGAUAAUGGAAUCCUGGUACCUAGUAGCUUGAAUAGGACUGAAAUGUAAUGGAAGAGGGGGAAAAAGGACUGGCAGGGGGGAGAAAAAGAGUGAAAGCUGGCUGGUAUGUGCAUGAAAGGAUUUCUCUUUCUCUGCUUUAUUUCAACCAAGCGCUUCAUUGGCAUUUUCUGGUGCCAAAUAGAGCUUCAGUUCGGGAGCCAUUAGAAAUGGAGUCUUAAGUACUUUACACCCCAGAAUGUUUAGCCAAGUUGCAUUUGAACACUUCACUGGAAAGGGACAUUGAGUAAACCAUGUAUUGUUUUUGCCAAAUUGUGGUUGUUGGGAUUAAUGUGAAUUGUGUUUGUUUUUUUUUCCUGCCAUGAAGAGAAGAGAGAAAGCGUUAUGGACAUAUGUAAUCAGACAUGUUUGCAAACUAACCUCACAUAUCUCACAUGUACCUCACCUGGAAGCGGACAUCCUCACUAACUAUAUAGUACAAUUCACUCUCAAGAAGGCUCCUUGGUUUAAAAACAACCUGCUUCUUUUGGGGUUACCAAGUCAUCUCUUGGAAUCUGUACUAUAUCUGCCAAGGGAACAGUGCUCUCUUUCAGGCCCACUCUGACACUGUCCUUGUUCUCUCAGAUGGCGAGACACUGAUAUAAAGAGCGGUAGUGACAGAAGAACACUCUAUGACUCGAAGUGGCAUUUAAAAGGCUGACUUUCGUUCUCGCUGUUAUCAUUUUUGCAUCCGGGCGCAGUAAGAACUGAGCCUCUGUCCUGUGCAUCUUUUAUAAUUGUGAUUUUUAUUUUUUUGUGUACAAGGGAAAAACAACUCGCUCAUGUAGAAGCUAACUCUACUUACACAACUGUUUUUUUGUGCUUGUAGGCCUUGGAGGUGGAACACUUGAUUUGAAAUGUCUUUCUUUAAAAUGUUCUUUAAGAGUGAUAAAUGUGACUGUGCCAUGUUGUUGAUACAACACAGGAUGACUCUGCAUGGAAAGUGCAUGGAAGGUACUACAAUCCUUGAAAAUACUCCUCACGGUACGGGACAUGUCGAUAGUUUAGUGAUUUAUGCUGGUCUUUGACUCCUUGUCUGUUAAGCUGCAAAAGGUCCAGUGCCUUUUGAGAUAUAGUAACGCAAAAAGGAUCAUCUAAGUGAAAGAUAUUUCGACGCUGACCAGGCUCUUAAAUGUUUUGUUUUAUUUUGAACAAUCGUUGAUAUUAACUCUACAUCAAAUAACUUAAAAAGAAUUACAUACUGCUGGACCAAGUCAAAAAAGUUUUAAAAAGCUAAUAAUCUCGGGUCCAAAUGCAGCAUGUGGUUCUUCCAAACUUGAUCAACACUUUUAGCUAUUGUUGUGUUUCUUAUUUGCACCUUUUUGUUUCCUCUCUCCUGCCCAGUAUUGUGAAGGACUGACUCUGGACAGAGUGUGAUUUGUAAUUGGGCAUGAGGAUUUUUAAAUGUGUACAGGCUUUUUGUACACAUAUUUUUGUAUCUAUUCCCAUUACGCUCUGAGUUGAGCCCUUAUUCCAUCCACUGAGUUUUCUUACCAAAAGGGAGUUGAAUCUGUCAUGUGACUUGAAGGUCUAUGUUUAAAACGCUGAAGGGUCGUCAUUAAUUUGAUAGUUUCUCUUGUUGAUUUAGCAUGGAGGAGCAAUCUCACCAUGGAGGGCAGAAUAUCAGCUGUUUGUUUUACAUUCCAAAUGAAUGUUCCUUACCAAGAGGUUGCACAUGCCACUAUGUUCUUGACAGUUUCAUUGUUGUGUUUUAUCAGAUAUUGUUGCAUUGCAAAUUCAGGAAGUGUACAGAAAGUGAUUUUUUGGGGGGAGGAGGGGUGCACUUUUACGUGCUGAGGAAGGUUUGUACCACUGCUGUAUGUCAAACAUGAAGUUAGCAGCCAGUUAGCUUAGCUUAUUGAAGGAUUGAAAAAGGCUAGUUUUACUUGGAAAUUACAUUAAAACAUGACAACGUAUUUUUAAACAAAUGUUCAUGCAGGCUCCACAAGAAAAAACACAGAUUUUAUUUAUUAUUUCACGGCUGUUUUUUUACAGUGAAACCGCCAAGCUAAUAUCACAUUGGGAGCCAUGAUCAAUCCUUCCGAUAUAGGGAUUCAGUUUAAAACAAAUAAAGAUACAGUCAUAAAUACAUCUAACUGGCUGCUUGCUGUUGCUUCAUAUUACGCGUACAGAUGUAAAAAUCUUUGUCAAACUGUUUCUUUAAAGCUGCCAUGAGGUCUGUGAAAAUAAGGUUGAACUGGACAGACCGAGAAGGCACGGACACAAUGGCAGUAUUGUCCAUUUGUCUGUACACAUUUCUUAAACUGUGGUAUGUGUGGCCACAGGGAGAUCAAUUUGUUCGUGUCUGUUCAUGGAGAGGUCACAUGUUUGAUUCCAGCCGCAGCUACACUACCAGCUGAUCUCUGACGUGAUUACCACUAUGAGACUUGCCAUUGUGUUCGUGUCGAUUGAUCCGUUCCGUAGCCUUCCUUCACGUCAUGAUGAAAACGUCUUCUAGCGGCUGUUGGUGGUUUAACACAGCAGAGUCGUGAUGUGGAGAUUGUUAUUGUUCAAAGUUUUUAAAUCAUAUCUUCAACUGGGCUCAUGCUGUGUCACAAAUUAAGCUAAAGUGGGUCAAACAGUUGAUGCAAACACAUUUUUUGCAUUUAUUUUAAUCUGAUUAAAUGACUGAAUUUUAGGCAGAAGAAACAAGUUAAAGCCGAUAGCAUUUCCAAAUGAUUCUACUGACUUAAAUCAACCAGUGUGAAUAUUGAUACAGUAUUUUUUUGAAUUACACAAUCUCAGAUAAAUAAUUUAAACAAUGUUAGUUGUGGUUAUACCGUAAAUUUGGUUGAGGCAAGUACAAAUAAUAAUUUGUAAAGACGGUUUGACUCACUUUUAAUUAAUAUCAGUCAGGAGGGCUCAACUUUUCUUACAUAUUUAAAUAUUUGAUGUUUUGUCAAGCUUUGUUAUUUUAAACAACAGAUGUAAAUGUGCUUUCUCUGCUUUGACAGACUGAAUUUGAUACUUUGAAAAAAACUUCUUGAAGGCGUUGCUGGUACUGUUACCUCCCGUGCUCAUUCAUGUCUUCUGAUUUAAAGAACCCUUCCUGAGCAUGUUAAAAAUAAACCAGAAAUGCAGUUAAAAAUGGAAGUAACAGAUUGUAUGUGCCUCCUGGAUUAAACUGAAGGAUGAAUAAGUUAAAAAAAACAAAAAAACGAUAACAA